UAGGGAUAGAUAUGGGUGAUAUUUUUGAAGCGGAGAGGGAAUUUGACCUUGGGGUUGUGGCUUCGGUUGGGGAAAGGGUUAAUUAUUGGUAAGAAUUUUGAUAGGGAUCCUGGUUUUUUUAUUGUUGAGCACAGAGGGUUCUUUAUGCACAGACUCAUGCAGAAACUUGGCCCUGCUUUGUUCACAAAAAUUAACUCUAUCGAAGUCUACUUCCCUGUUAGACACAAAGAUCCCAAGUUCCGAAUGGCCCCUCUCAGAAGCCAGGCCACCACUCUUGAGUUUGCUCCUUACACCCCCAGACAAAUGCACAGAGUCCGGAUCCACUGCAGAGACAAGGUCAAGCUCCAUUCUUGGAAACUCGACUCUAACAUUGCCAGAGUGUUGUGAACGAGCAGGGUUUCAGCCACUUCGGCGCUGUCGGUUCAGAUAGAGUGAAUGAACGUGUCAAGGAGAAUUCUGAAAAGAGUGAUUGUUUCAUGCAGACACUUGGUUGGAAUCUACUUCAACUCAUGACACAUCCACACCGAAGGGUUUAGGAUCCCGGAGCAUUUGGAGUUUAAUUUGAGGAGUAUCACAUUCUACAACUCAAAGUUUCCUAAUUCGGUCACUAGCAUGUUAGCUGGAAUUGCAAUGUGAAAGCUAAAAACUCAGAUUAAAAGAAUAUCCUUUAGCGAUUGAGACAUAAACUUUGAUAAAGUUAAGGAAGAAAUGAAGUUUUAUAGUCUCGAAAAUAUUAAUCUGUCAACAUCGAUUUAUUAUUAA
Molecule: messenger RNA, 762 nt
Organism: Moneuplotes crassus
Lineage: Eukaryota; Ciliophora; Spirotrichea; Euplotida; Euplotidae
Source: the annotation of a GenBank genome assembly